This is a messenger RNA of Leptidea sinapis, 6289 nucleotides long. RefSeq names its product myosin-IIIb-like. Bases 158 to 4438 code for a protein of 1426 amino acids. The transcript has 22 exons. Gene Ontology annotation, biological process: protein phosphorylation. The record is from RefSeq and is a predicted model, not a curated record. NCBI's taxonomy places the organism in Eukaryota, Metazoa, Arthropoda, Insecta, Lepidoptera, Pieridae. Gene Ontology annotation, molecular function: protein kinase activity; ATP binding; cytoskeletal motor activity. Gene Ontology annotation, cellular component: myosin complex.
GACGCGACUUGGACCGCACGUUCGCGUCCGCAACGGAAAAUGCCGGCAAAAUAAUAUUACGAUAAACAAUAAGUGCAGUGAGUGAUACAAAUAAACAAUUAUUGUUCCAACAGUGCCUACAUAUAAUCCGCCUUCCUUGGACAAAUGUGAGCGGUGAAUGAUGCGCAGUGACACGGCGUACCGGGGGCUCUCGCAGCUCGUGGAGCUGGAUCGGGCUGCAGACCCUGGCGACAGGUUCUCCCUGCAGGACCUCAUCGGGGAGGGGACCUACGGAGAAGUCUACUGCGCAAAGGAUAAGAAAUCUGGAAAAAGAGUGGCAGUCAAGAUAUUGGAAAACAUAACUGAAAACAUAGAGGAAAUUGAAGAAGAGUUUCUUGUAUUCCGGGAUCUCUCUAGUCACCCAAACAUCCCGGAAUUCUUUGGACUGUUUCUAAAACGCGGAAUCACAUCUGAAGAUGACCAAAUAUGGUUUGUUAUGGAACUUUGUACCGGCGGUUCAGUGACGGAUCUAAGUGCUGGGUUACACGCACGCGGCAGUGAGCUGACGGAACCACAGCUGGCCUACGUACUCCGAGGAACCGUCAGAGCUUUAACCCACCUCCACGCCCACAGAUGUAUGCACCGAGAUGUGAAAGGCCAUAAUAUACUCCUGACCGAAAAUGCUGAAGUUAAGCUGGUCGAUUUUGGAGUAUCGUCACAUUUAGCUGCGACUGCGGCCAGGAGGAAUACAUCUGUUGGAACUCCAUAUUGGAUGGCACCUGAGGUAAUUGCUUGUGAACAACAGCUAGACCAAUCGUAUGACUGCAGGUGUGACGUCUGGUCUGUUGGUAUAACCGCAAUCGAAUUAGCAGAAGGAGAACCUCCUCUAUCUGGUCUUCAUCCGAUGCGAGCGCUGUUCCAAAUCCCUCGGAAUCCACCGCCAUCGUUGACGCACCCAGAACACUUCUCGACACAACUAACAGACUUUAUCUCUGAAUGUUUAGUUAAGGAUAUGAACCAAAGACCUUUUGCGCGAGAGCUUCUAGAGCACCCGUUACUACUAGCUGUUAGUAGUUUCGAGGACAAGAUUCGUAAAGAACUUCAGGCUGAGAUUAAAACACAAAGGGCUGAAGGACGAAAUUGCCGUGCUGCAGAAGCUACUACGAAAAGAGGAAAACUUAAGUCCCACCGGAAAGCUAAGCCAGAGAAAAUGUACACCGAUGACUUGGCAACACUUGAAGUUCUGACCGAGGAUGCUAUUGUCGAGCAGCUACAGAAGAGAUACGCCCAAAACCAAAUAUAUACGUACAUUGGCGAUAUUUUGGUUGCUGUUAACCCUUUUACAGAUGUAGGGAUUUAUACAUUCAAGAGUCAAGAGAUGUACCAAGGCCGUUGCAGGUCUGAUAACCCUCCACACAUAUACGCGGUAGCAGACGCGGCUCAUCAGGCCCUCAUGCAUCAAAGACAGAACCAAGCCAUUGUUAUAUCAGGCGAGAGCGGCGCUGGCAAGACUGAAUCGGCUAAUCUUUUGUUAAAACACUUGGUAUUCUUAUCUAAGACACAGAGUGGUAACUUGCAAGAGAAGCUCCUUCAAGUGAACCCAAUAAUGGAGGCGUUUGGUAACGCUCGGACGGGAAUCAAUGCUAAUAGCUCACGUUUCGGUAAAUACUUGGACAUGUCAAUGAUGAGGGUUGGGAAGAUAUCCGGAGCCAGGAUAACGGUUUAUCUGCUGGAGCAGUCACGAGUAGUUCACCAGGCCUUAGGCGAAAGCAACUUCCACGUAUUUUACUACCUCUACGAUGGCUUGGAGAGCGAGGGACGAUGGAGGAAGUUCUAUUUAGACGAACACUUGAAAUCAAGGCACAGAUAUCUGCAACCACUCUCGGAGACUUAUCGAGAACAUAACGUUCAUCGCUGGAGACAACUUAAUCAGGCUUUCAAGGUUGUAGGAUUCCAUGAAGACGAAGUUCAAGUAUUGUAUAAGAUGCUGGCUGCCAUAUUGCACUUGGGGGAUAUCGAGUUCGUGGAAACUGCGGGAGAACAUAACACAGACAAUAGAGCAACAAUUAUAGAUGCAGCACCCUUACAUAGGGCGUCCUGUCUCUUGGGUGUCGAAACUUCAGAUCUUCGGGAAUGCCUGACCAGUAGCAGUGUUGUGACGAAAGGGGAAACCAUCGCCAGAUAUUGCUCGCCAGUGGAAGCGGCUGUCGCCAGGGACGCGACUGCUAGAGGACUGUACGCGAGAGCGUUUGACAGAAUUGUUGAGAGGAUCAAUGCCUUACUUUGCCAUAAUCGUCCACAAAGCAACGAGCAAUUGUCAGUUGGAAUACUGGAUAUAUUCGGGUUUGAAAACUUCACAAGGAAUUCAUUUGAACAAUUAUGCAUAAACAUUGCAAACGAACAAAUACAAUACUACUUCAACCAGCAUAUCUUCACCUGGGAACAGCAAGAGUAUAUGGCGGAGGGAGUUCCUGUCGAUCUUGUGGAGUUUUCUGAUAAUAGACCAGUCUUGGAUAUGCUGCUGUCCAGACCAAUGGGCUUGUUGGCACUUCUUGAUGAAGAAAGUCGGUUUCCGAGGUCGACGGACAGGAGUCUUAUAGAGAAAUUUCAUCGAAACAUCAAAAGUAAACAUUACGUGCGGCCAAAAUCGGAUGCUGUAUGUUUUGCCGUGCAUCACUUCGCUGGCCGGGUCGUCUACCAAGCCGAUGGCUUCUUAGAGAAAAAUCGUAACUUCCUCCCGCCGGAAGUCGUCCAAUUGAUGAGGCAGAGCCAGUAUGACGUUAUCAGAUUCCUGUUCCAAUGCCCAAUCACGAAAACGGGAAAUCUGUACUCACCUCUGCAAGGAAACCUCGAUCCAAGAACAUUAGAUAUUUCCAUGGCAGUUGAUUUUCAGGACCGUUUCAAUAGCCGUGGACUCGCUUCCCAAUCUCGUGCUCAGCAAACCGUGGCUACAUACUUCCGAUACUCUUUGAUGGAGCUACUACAAAAGAUGGUCAGUGGAACUCCGCAGUUUGUCAGAUGUCUGAAACCCAACGACACUCGAUCCCCAAAGCACUUCGAUUCAACAAAGAUACUCAAACAACUGAGGUACACUGGAGUUUUGGAAACAAUAACAAUAAGACAAAAUGGAUUCUCGCAUCGGCUUACUUUUGAAGACUUCAUCAAAAGGUAUGGAUUCUUGGCGUUUAGCUACAAUGAGGAAAUCAAGCCGAAUCGGGACUCUUGUCGACUUUUGCUGGUCAGAUUGAGAAUGGAUGGUUGGGCAUUGGGCAAGUCAAAAGUCUUCCUCAAAUACUACCACGUUGAAACCCUGGCGAGAAUUUACGAAGAACAGAUCAAGAAAAUAGUGUUAGUCCAAGCGCGGGUUCGAGGUUGGAUGGCCCGGAGGCGGUACAGUCGGAUGCGCGCAGAGAUGGCAAUAUCGGCGCUCACACUACAGCGCCACGUGCGCGGCUGGCUCACCCGGAAGAGGCUACAGGAACGGCAGAGGCAGAUAGCGCGCGAGUUCCAGCGGGAACAGCUACUGGUGCAGGAAAACAUGAGGAAGCAGCAGAAAGGCGCACCAAAUAAGAAUAAGGCGAUGUUGAAAGCGAAGGCCUUAAAGCAGAUGACGUCAGAUAACAGUAAUGACGUCAGCAACAACAAAGAAAACAUCAAGAACGAUAAGGCUGCUAUUAUUAUACAAAGUCAUUACCGGGGCUACAACACUCGUCGCAAGCUGAAGGGGCAAGCGCCCCCUCCACCGGAUCAUGCCGCCCCACAACCCCCCAUUCAAGAUCUCCAGAAGCAUUCGGUGCUGGAACGCGCUGCUCAACUGCAGGUGUUCGCGGAUCGGUUACAUAACAAUAAUCAAGAGUUCCACAAAAACCUACGUCGCCACCAGCCCGGGAUUCGGCUAUCGGAUGUUAGCAACCCACCACAGGAAUACCGAGCACCGCCAGGCUUCGCUCUUGUUCCAGCCAUAGUCCGAGGGCAGCCUUCAAGACAUGAGGUUGAAGCCAACAGGCUCUCAAGGUCAAACAACUACGAAGAUAAGCCGCUACAGAACCGGCAGAACUUCCCCUGCAAUCGACAGUGCGGUGGAUUAGUCAGCGAGGAGAACUUGCAACGUAAUAAGAUAUUCCAACUGGUGAAACAAUCUCAGAAGACCGAAACGCCUGUCAAGCCAGUCUACAGUCCCACGUAUGACCCUGAAUCUGAUCUAAGAAAAAUUUUACGGAACUCUCCAGAAAUACUUGCGAAACCUACACUCAGUACAGAUGAUGACUACGGUCCGUUCAGAUUCAAACAAUUGUUGAGACCUACUGUGGGACCAACGGAGAGUCUGCGUAAAAGGAAAGUCCGUAAUUCUUCAGGACAAAAUCCUUGGUUGUCAGACAGCUCACAGGAUAGCAAUAGUUCUAAGGAACUCUAUAACAAACGUAGACCUCAAAUCAGUAUGGGUGUUUAUUAUAACUAAGUUAUUGCGAAAUUGUAAUUUAUGCUUGUAAAGAAACAUAACUCCUGUGCCUUAAGAACUUUAGUGAGUGAUUCUGUGAAUUCCCACAAUGACUGAUGUAGGUAGAUGAUGUGUUUGACACGUAAAACUUCUUGCUGUUAGACAACCGCUGAAAAAACAGGCCAGUUUUAUUACUUUAGUGUGCGUAAGAAGCUACGUCUUAAUCUCGCGAUUUACAAGUCACUUUGUGUUAGUGUGCGUGAAUUGCUCAAAAUAGAUGUUAACUUUCAACCUUAAUUUUUUUCGACGUUUUCCCAGCUGUCACAGUCUAUCUAGCCGAAUAAAUGAGCGUAAAAUGAAUUAGAUCGAUUGUAGUUCAAAAAAUUUUUUUUUCAAUUAAAAAAAAACUAGGAUCGAUUCUAUUCUGGCAAUACUUAUGAACAAAAAAAAUCUUUACAUUUUGGAUACUGUCCACAUUUCUCAUUUAACCUUUGAUAUUGUAAUAUACCGAAAGAAGACCGGGCCGAAAUGUGCGUGUGAAUAAUUAAAAAAAAAUAGCGGCACAAUCAAAGAAAGCGACUGACGUAUUGCGAGUUUAAGACGUAGCUCGUCAAUUACACUCUAAUGUAAUAAAUCUAGCCCCAGGCUCUAUCUAGCCUUAUAAAUUAUCUUAGAGUAGCCCUUUCAUCUCUUAACAAUGCCUGUGCAUUCUUCAUAUUAUAAGCAUACUGUUAUUUUUAUAUUAUGAAAGUAAGUCGUCUGUACCUACACGAAAUUUAAUAGGUAAUACCAAAAAAAUAGAAAAGUAAAUGUAUACGACUAUAGAUGUGAAAAAUCCUUAUUCUCGAACUUGGGUAUUGGAUAAAAAAUGAUCCCACGCAAUUAUGAUGACAGAUUUGCAUUUGAACUGAUCUAGCUCAAAUGUUAACCCUUAUCGUAAGGUUAUAGUAGUUUAUGCAACUGUUGUGUAAUAAGGGGUAUUACAACACGAAUGUGGGUUCAUGUGGAUAAUAGUAUCACAUGAGUGUUUUAAUACCUAAUUAUCAAUAGUCGCAUAGAACACUUUAUCUAUACCCAUAAUAUAAAUACUCUAUAAAAGAUUCUGAAAUAGUUAGCUUACUGCUAACAUUAAAAAAGCCAGUCCUAGUAACCAUUACAUCAUCCAAACGAGUGUUGUAAUGUUGUACUCAAUUUAAUUACAACACUCCUUUGGAUGAUGUAAUGGUUAUUAGGACAUUGGGUGGGUGUUUGAAUGUUGGCAAUAAGCUAACUGUUUUAGGAUCUUUAAUAGAGGGUUAAAAGAAUGGUUAAAUAUAUUUUUAUCAUUAUAUUAUAUAAUAAAUCAUUACACAAAAAAAGUACCGAUAAAACUCCUUUUAAUAAACAUUUAAUCGUUCAUUCUCGUUAUUUGUAAGUACUACUACCAAAGCAAAUAUUAUAUAAAACACGUUAAAUUACUUUUAAUUCCUAGUGUAAAUAAGUAUAUUGUAUAAUAUGAUUUAUGACUUCACGUUACUAAUUAUAUGCGAGUGUAUAAUUAGGCUAUACUUACAAUAAUCUGAUUAGCAAUAUUAUUGCGAAUGUUAUUUCCCGAAUUUUCAGAUAAUAUACAAAAGUAUCUAUGAUAAAUUCGUAUAGGGAAUACUAUAUUUUGUUGAAUUAUCAAUUUAUUUAUAUAUUAUUUUUAAAAUUGUGAAUUUUAAGCUAUGUUUACGGUUUUUUUUGUUUUAUAUAAAAUAAAUUUCGUUACCUUCUCAAUCAAUGAAUCAUGUUGAUAAAUCAUUGACUAGUUAUGUGAUUUUGUGCCAAUGAUUAUAGUAAGAGUUGAUAAUUAUAUAGGUUUAAUUGUGAUUAAUAAACUGUGUUUAUGAA